Messenger RNA from Periophthalmus magnuspinnatus, 2027 nucleotides. RefSeq names its product calcium channel, voltage-dependent, beta 2b (gene cacnb2b). The record is from RefSeq and is a predicted model, not a curated record. The transcript is spliced from 13 exons. Gene Ontology annotation, biological process: calcium ion transmembrane transport; chemical synaptic transmission; regulation of voltage-gated calcium channel activity. Gene Ontology annotation, molecular function: protein binding; high voltage-gated calcium channel activity. The coding region runs from base 144 to 1979 and encodes 611 amino acids. Lineage: Eukaryota; Metazoa; Chordata; Actinopteri; Gobiiformes; Gobiidae. Gene Ontology annotation, cellular component: voltage-gated calcium channel complex.
CCUUACUCCAGUCCCGGGACUUGUGCGCGCGCCCUGGAGCUGUCCCAUGGCGGUGCGGUCCCAGUUGGACUUUCCGGAGUCAGGUGAAUGAGACUCUUAACUGACCCAUGACGGGACACGCCUGAAGAAGCGCCUACACCGCCAUGCCGCCCAAGAAAAAGGGAGAGCGUCAGGAUACGGAUGGUGCUGAAGAAAGAAAUGCUCAGGUGCAGCUUGAGAAGGCCAAGUACAAGCCUGUUGCAUUUGCUGUCCGCUGUAACUUCUCAUACACCCCAGCGGAUGAUGAUAAUGUCCCGGUCCCAGGACAAGCUGUCACGUUUGAGGCCAGAGACUUCCUUCAUGUCAAAGAGAAGUUUAGCAAUGAGUGGUGGAUCGGUCGUCCAGUGAAGGAAGAUGGAGUUGUGGGUUUUAUUCCCAGUCCGGUGAACCUGGAGACAAUCCUGAUUAGACGAGAAGUACAGGCCAGGAAAGCUGCCAAGGCCUUAGCCAAUAAAGCCGCUUCUCAAGCAGCUCAAGAUAUGAAUUCAAAGAAGUACACCCCUCCUUCACAAGCACAACAGCAAGUGAAAAAGAAGCCAGGGGAGCACGUGUCCAUGUACGAUGUAGUGCCUACAAUGCGUCCAGUUAUUCUUAUGGGACCAUCACUCAAAGGCUUAGACGUGACAGAUAUGAUGCAAAAAGCACUAUUUGACUAUUUAAAGCAUCGAUUUGAAGGCAGAAUAACAAUUACGCGGGUCACAGCGGACAUUUCUCUGGCGAAGAGGUCCAUCCUCAACAAUCCUGGGAAAAAGGCCUUAAUCGACCGAUCCAAUACUCGCUCCAAUUUAGCUCAGAUUCAAGGGGAGGUAGAGCGGAUAUUUGAGUUGGCCCGCAGUAUGCAGCUAGUCGUCCUAGACGCAGACACAAUCAACCACCCGCUUCAAGUGUCCAAAACAUCACUAGCUCCAAUCCUUGUUUACGUCAAGAUCUCCUCACCAAAGGUGUUGACCAGGCUGAUCAAAACAAGGGGGAAGUCUCAAACCAAACACCUCAAUGUACAGUUAGUGGCAGCAGAUAAACUCGCCCAGUGCCCAUCUGAAAUGUUUGACGUGAUCCUGGAUGAGAACCAGCUUACGGAUGCAUGUGAGCACAUUGCAGACUUCCUGGAGUCUUACUGGAGGGCAACUCACCCCCCCGAGAUGGAACCGGCUAACGCUCUGGUCGCUGCGCUCGCCGAGAACACCCUGCCCACCUGCCCCACAGUCAUACCGGAUGAGCAGAAAAACAAGAAAGCUGUCGCCUCCAAGAGGAAAGGGUCCCGGGACCAGCACUCGGAGCAGGACAGUGCUCCAUCAGCCUCUGCAGCUCCUCACCAUAACCCAAAACAUGAGCCCGCCCACCGCCCCAGCGAGGAAGAGGAGGAGCGGCUACUGCGGUCCGAACCAAAGAGACCCUCCCACACGCAUCACCAUCAUCACCAUCAUCAUCACCACAAACGGACCGAUCACCAUACAAACAGUCAGCCAACACAACCGGGACACUCCUCUCCCCCUGCUCCAGACUCAGCAAGAGAGCACACCCAAAGACAUGCAAGGAGGCAACUACCAGAAAUUAGAGACCAAGAGUUUGAAGAAAGAUUAGAAGAGGAAUUGCAGCAUCAUCAUCAUCAUCAUAAGAAUCACUCACGGCAUCACCAAACCAGAAACGUCCAUGCAGCGCCCCCUAGCAUGCACAGAGGGGAGGAGUACGAGCACAAUGAAAGCAAUAGGAAUCACAGAUACCGUCACCAGCAUCACUCAGGCCUGUCAUCCCGGAAACCGCACAGCAUCCAAGCUACGCAUUACAGCACCCAUAACCACAGCAACUAUCACCAUGGUUACCACAACCGCGAACAGGACCACCAGCCGGACCGUGAGAGAGACAGAGAGAGGGAUAGGUUUAAGGAUAGAGAGAGAGACGCGAGGAUGAGGGAGAGGGAGGCACGGCAGUGGUGCCAGUGAGUGACUCCUUUUUCUUAAAAAAAAUGAUUUAAACUGUGUUGUGUUCUA